GAAAAAAACACAACAACAAAAAAAAGUAAAACACAUCUUGGAGAUCAAACAAACGCAAACUCAUUCAUCGUCGCCUUCUCAAUAUGGCCGGAAGAGCAGCGAUGCUCGUUAAUGUCGGAACGGUUGUAAUGACCGUUUUGACCCUGGCUAGUUUGGUCGGAGGCUUCGGUGUGAAUUGGGGAAACAUCGCAUCGCAUCCGUUGAACCCUGACAUUGUUGUUAGGAUGCUUAAGGACAAUAAGAUCAAUAAGGUGAAGCUUUUUGACGCCGAUUCAUGGACGAUGAAUGCUUUGGCCGGUACGGGCAUGGAGGUUAUGGUCGGAAUCCCUAAUAACCUUCUAGAAACUCUAGCCGAAGAUUACGAUAAUGCUAAAGAUUGGGUCAAAGAAAAUAUCACGGCUUACAUGCGUAAGGAUGGCGUCAACAUCAAGUACGUGGCCGUGGGGAACGAGCCGUUCUUGUCAGCAUACAACGGAUCGUUCUUGAAAACAACGUUUCCAGCGUUGAAGAACAUUCACAGGGCGUUGAAAGAAGCUGGACACACCGAUAAAAUGAAAGCCACGAUCCCACAAAACGCUGAAGUUUACCAAUCAGCCAACGAUAAGCCAUCAGAAGGAGAUUUCCGCAGCGACGUGAAGCAAACAAUGCUCGACAUCGUCAAGUUCUUCAAAGAUAACGAUUUACCUUUCACCGUCAACAUUUACCCUUUCCUUAGUCUUUACCUAAACCAACAUUUUCCCUUCGAGUUCGCUUUUCUCGACGGUGAUGGUCAGACGAUUCCUGAUAAUGGAAAGAAUUACGAUAACGUGUUUGAUGCGAAUUACGACACGCUAGUUUACGCGUUGAGGAAAGCUGGGAUUAAAGAUAUGAAGAUUAUCGUUGGGGAGGUUGGAUGGCCAACGGAUGGUCAUAAAUAUGCGACGCCGAAGCUAGCUGAGAAAUUCUAUGCAGGGCUAAUGAAAAGACUCGCCAAGGAUGGUGGGACUCCUUUGAGACCUGAAAGAUUAGAAGUUUAUCUCUUCGGUUUACUCGACGAAGACAUGAAGAGUAUUCUUCCUGGACCCUUCGAGAGACAUUGGGGAAUCUUUAGAUACGAUGGGACGCCAAAGUUUAUGCUAGAUUUCACGGGACAAGGACGCAAGAUCGUGCCCGUGGGAGCGAAAGGUGUGCAAUACAUGGAUAAACAAUGGUGCGUGGUGAACAAAGACACAAUCAAUCUAGAGGAAGUUGGUCCGGACCUAGACUACGCGUGUUACCACGGUGACUGCACCGCGAUGGAGGGCGGGUCAACAUGUAGUAAGCUAGACAAAAUCCAAAACAUAUCAUACGCAUUUAAUAUGUAUUUCCAGAUUCAGGGCCAAGACGUUAGGGCUUGUGAUUUCAAAGGAGCAGCUAUGAUUACUAAGAACAAUGCAUCCGUGGGAAGUUGCUUGUUCCCUGUUCAGAUUGUUAGUGCAAGUGACGAUUUCAGGAUCAGCUUUGUCUUCGGAAGGUUCAUUGUCGUCGGACUUGUUCUUCUUGGACUAGUCACGGCUAUAUAAAUUGUUU
Eutrema salsugineum is the source of this 1548-nucleotide messenger RNA. Its product is annotated as glucan endo-1,3-beta-glucosidase 8. NCBI's taxonomy places the organism in Eukaryota, Viridiplantae, Streptophyta, Magnoliopsida, Brassicales, Brassicaceae. The transcript has 4 exons. The coding region runs from base 84 to 1541 and encodes 485 amino acids. The record is from RefSeq and is a predicted model, not a curated record. Gene Ontology annotation, cellular component: plasma membrane. Gene Ontology annotation, biological process: carbohydrate metabolic process. Gene Ontology annotation, molecular function: hydrolase activity, hydrolyzing O-glycosyl compounds.